This is a messenger RNA of Prunus dulcis (almond), 261 nucleotides long. NCBI's taxonomy places the organism in Eukaryota, Viridiplantae, Streptophyta, Magnoliopsida, Rosales, Rosaceae. The record is from the annotation of a RefSeq genome assembly.
GUGACACGUUCACUAAAAAAAAAUCCUUUUGUAGCGAAUCAUUUAUUAAGAAAAAUAAAUACACUUAACACAAAAGCAGAAAAAGAAAUAAUAGUAACCUGGUCCCGAGCGUCUACCAUUAUACCUACAAUGAUCGGGCAUACUAUUGCUAUCCAUAAUGGAAAGGAGCAUUUGCCUAUUUAUAUAACGGAUCGUAUUAUAUAUAUAUAUAUUAUAUAUAUUAUUAUAUUAAUUAUAUAUAUUAUUAUAUUAUUUUAUUAA